Strongylocentrotus purpuratus (purple sea urchin) is the source of this 387-nucleotide messenger RNA. RefSeq lists its product as uncharacterized. The record is from RefSeq and is a predicted model, not a curated record. The transcript has 2 exons. Bases 41 to 355 code for a protein of 104 amino acids. NCBI's taxonomy places the organism in Eukaryota, Metazoa, Echinodermata, Echinoidea, Camarodonta, Strongylocentrotidae.
CUCUCCCAGGUCAUCAGUAGGACCGAUAGUAGGGAGUGUCAUGGCUACCCUUAUUAUCAUCAUCCUGGUCAUUAUUCUCGUCCUCGUCAUCUUUAGAAGGACCAAACAAAGACGUUUAAACGCUGAACCAGCCGCGUCGCCACCAAAUACUGCACAAGAGACCUCUCCGAAGUAUGGGAACCCUGUAUUUGAUGACUCGGAUACCAAUACAUACCAAGAUCUUAAUACAGACACACCUAAUUACCAGAAUCGUACCGAACCCCAUACCUAUCAAGAUCUUAAGAAACCCAACAUCGACGUUAACUAUCAAAAUGUCACAAAAUCAGACCCGGGAGACACCUACGAAGAAAUAUAGAAGCAACCCAAGCGUGGCAAAGGUGUAUGUUG